AUUCCAACAAUACUCACUAAGAUCGACAGCCAACCGAUCAAUAUAUCAGCUAACCAGUUGCUCAAAGUCAGUCAGUCAGUCAGUAGGUUUUCACGAUUCGGUGUAAGCUGGUUGUUUCACAUUACUCUUGACUGAGCUACUGCAUCAGUAGAACGGAAGAAAAUUCUUUAACGAUGGCUACGGGCGAUAAUUUGACUGCUGUACUUUACGGUAUCAACGAUAUACGAUUGGAACAAACUCCAAUUGAAGAACCAAAUGAUGGUGAAGUACUUUUGCAAAUGGCAUGUGUUGGAAUAUGCGGUUCGGACGUUCAUUAUCUUGUGAACGGAAGAAUAGGUGACUUUAUCGUAGAAAAGCCAAUGAUAAUAGGUCACGAAGCCUCGGGAACUGUCGCUAAGAUUGGAAAAAAUGUCAAGAACUUGAAGGUAGGAGAUCGUGUAGCCAUUGAACCCGGUGUAUCGUGUAGAUUAUGUCAAUUUUGUAAAGAAGGACGUUAUAACUUGUGUAAAGAUAUGAUUUUCUGCGCUACACCACCCAUUCAUGGUAAUCUUCGUCGUUUUUACAAACAUGCUGCUGAUUUCUGUUUCAAACUACCAGAUCAUGUUAGUUUUGAAGAAGGAGCAUUAAUGGAACCUUUGGCAGUUGGUGUUCAUGCAUGCAAACGUGCAAAUAUUGGAAUUGGAUCAAAGGUUUUAAUUACUGGUGCUGGACCAAUUGGUUUAGUAACUUUAUUAGUUGCUAAAGCAAUGGGCGCUAGUAUGAUUGUGAUUACUGAUUUAGUGGAACAACGUUUGAAAGUAGCUAAAGAAUUGGGCGCAAACAAGACGAUACAAUUGCAAAGAGAAAUGAAAGAAGAAGAUACUGUUAAAUUGAUUCAUGCAGCUUUCGAUGGUGAACCAGAUAAAACAAUUGAUGCUUCUGGUGCUGAAUCGUGUAUUCGUAUUGCUAUUUUGGCUACUAAAGCUGGCGGUAUUGCUGUAUUAGUUGGAAUGGGUGCACCAGAAGUUAAAAUUCCAUUGAUUAAUGCUUUGGUGCGAGAAGUUGAUAUUCGUGGUGUCUUCCGAUAUGCCAAUGACUAUCCUGAUGCAUUGGCUCUUAUCGCUUCCGGUAAAAUUAAUGUGAAACCAUUAAUUACACAUAAUUUCAAAAUGGAAAAAACUGUUGACGCUUUUGAUGCUGCUAAAUCUCUAACAAGUGGUGCUAUCAAAGUGAUGAUUCACUGCCAAUAAGUUUUACCUCCUACUCCAAAAAAAGGAAAAUAAAAAAUAAAAUGUUAAAUGUAUAUAAGAUUUUUUAAAAAUCACAAGUGCUAUUGAAGUAUAGAGGCCAAUGACGUCUUCGUCAGUGAUAUUGAUAUAAAAGAGUUUUUUUAAAAAAUAUGUUUAUGUAUUAUUUUAGAUACAUAAUUAUUUGUUACA
Microplitis mediator is the source of this 1418-nucleotide messenger RNA. RefSeq names its product sorbitol dehydrogenase (gene Sodh2). Gene Ontology annotation, molecular function: L-iditol 2-dehydrogenase (NAD+) activity; zinc ion binding. The transcript is spliced from 7 exons. NCBI's taxonomy places the organism in Eukaryota, Metazoa, Arthropoda, Insecta, Hymenoptera, Braconidae. Gene Ontology annotation, biological process: D-sorbitol catabolic process. The record is from RefSeq and is a predicted model, not a curated record. The coding region runs from base 174 to 1229 and encodes 351 amino acids.